CUCAAGGUGAAAAUUGGUUACGCAAUAAGCGCGUUUUAGAAUUGCGUAGAAACCCGAUGUCAUCCUAUAUUAUCGACCUAAGAUGAUAUAGGUACCGGAUAUCGUCACGAAACAAGUUCAUUCAACUGUAGAAUACAUUGACAAAUAGUAAAAAGAUAACAUUAUAUCCAGAUGUGUAACUUAUUGCCAAAUUAUCAAGUCACACCAGAUUGUAGUGAGACCUAUGAAACGGACUCGGAAUUCGCAUAUUCUGAAAACAAAGAUAUCAAGAGUUCCGAGGCUUCAAGGCAGAAAUCUAAACAAAACAAGGAAAGUAAUCCAAACACUAAAUCACCAUUGAAAACUAUUAACUAUAAAUCAAAACUAUCACAGCAUAAUUCAAUCAUAAAACCUUCAUCUCAUUCUAAAUUUGAUCAUAACUCAUCAACAUCUUCAUCAAAAAAACUAAAUUUCAAUAAGAAAUUCUCAUCAAGUGUUCUAGAUAGAUGGGAAUCCAAUCAAUUCGCAUUAGCUGAUGCAAAUAGUUUAAUUAUACAAUUGAAUAAAGAACUAAAAGAUUGUAAAUUAGAAUUGAAAACUUUACAAAGACAAUAUAAAAUGCAAGCUGUACGACUGGAUAAAGCUAUAGGACAAGAAGCUGAUAUGCCACAAAUUGUUGAUCGUUUAAAUUCAGAAAUACGUACAUUACAAGUUCGUCUACGUGAAAAAACUCUACAAUCAUGUAUAGAUCAAAGAAAAAUUCACGAACUACAACAACGUAUUUAUGUAUUAGAGAAAACGAUUGAUGAAAAACAUAAUCAAUCUCAAUAUACUGAUGAAGGAUCAUCGGUAUCACACAAACGAAACAAUAAAACUUAUGACAUAUCUAUAGAAUUACAAGAAGAAAAGAAGAGAAAUUCGCAAUUAAAGCAUCAAUUAGAUGUAUUAACAAAAAAUCAUAAACAACAAAUCAAUAUGAAUAAUGAAAAACUACGAAGUUUACGACAAGAAUAUCAACAUUUAAAAGAUAAACUUCAUGAAAGAACUCAACAACUACAGGAGAAAAAAAAAUUACUAGAAUUACAAAAUGUUUAUAGUCAUCGUAUUCCAAAAAAUCUCAUUUUGAGUCAUUUAUCUAGUUUAUCAUCUAUCUAUUCUACUACAAAUGAAAUGGACAAUCAUAAUGGUCAUAAAGAAGAAACAUCGAAAUCUAAUAAUCCAUUAAUUGAUCAAUAUAAAUGUAACUCAAAUGAUAAAUAUUCACCUAGGCUACCACCAAUCACUGUGAAUGAUAAUAAUAACAAUAAAGUCAAUAAUGAUGUAUCAUUAUCAUCUCAAUAUGUCACUAUGUGUAAAGGAUUAGAACAAAUGCCUAGAAUAGACAAUAACAUAGAAUCCAACUUAGAAGGAUAUCCAUUGAUGAUCAAUGGAAAACUAUCAAAUGAUAAUGAACAUCAUGUAGAUGAGAUAGAAGAAAAUUCAUCGAAAGGAGUUAUCGGGAAUCAUCAAUCAAAUGAUUUCAAUCUUCAAAACAAUAAAGAAAAUACUGGAAAGACAAGAGAAGAAGAACUAUGGAAUGAUUUAUUUGGAUCGAUAAAGGAUAAUGUCAAUAAAACAUCGGAAGUGAUAAAUCAACAUCAAUCUUCUAAUAAUGGAAUUUUAUUCAGUAACAAUUCGAACAUUAUCAAUGCAUCUAUACACAAUUCGAAUUGGAAAACAGGAAUUAAUCAAAGAAAUAAUAAUAAUAAUGAUCAAGAUAACUUAAAAGAUACUUUCAAACAACCAUCAUGGUUAACAUUUCACAAAACAGUUAAUGAACUAUCAAAUGAAUCCAACAUGAUUAACAAUCGGAAUUCAUUCAAUCGAUUGAUCGAUCAUAACAUCACUGCACAAUUAGAUAAUAUUGAUAAUGAUAUUGAAGUAUUACAAAUUUGAUCAUGGAAAUGUCUAGUUUUAUUAUUCCUUUAAAGUUAUCAUCCAAUUGUAAGUAAUUACCUAACUGUUACAAAUAGUCCAUUUGUUUAUUCAUUAUCAGUAUUACAUAAGAAAAAAAUGUUAAUUAUCAUUAUUAAGAUGAUUAUGGCAUAUUACUGUUAUGUGUGAUGUGAAUUUAAACAAUGUACUUUAUAUGUAUAAACAUAUACAAAUGUGUUACUAUGUGAAUAAUUAGUUUUCAUUAAAAGUACCAAAUAAAUUACUUGUAAAUCUAUGAAAGAGUUAAUCUUACUAAUGAUAGAGCAUGAGAUUUUGAUCCGGGUGCCCAAACCAAAGCACGUGGUUUUCUUGAGGGGUCACGUCUGGAACCUUCAACGUAAAGGUUUGAUUCACAAGGCAGUGGGGCAACGUCAAGAGAUGCAGUCUCAUGGUAGCCGGUGACCAACGAUUGGUUCAUAUGCCAUUUGUUCCUUCAGGAUACUGGAAUGCAUGGGCACCACUUGCAUGGAAUAAGGGUUUUCCAACUCUCCUAGGUGGAUCCUCCGUAUCCAUCAACCUGGUUAAAGCACAGGUUAUUCGAUUUCCGUCCUCUCAGUUUCAUAAACAAUAUUCCCGUGGCGAGAAGGCAGUGAAUAGGACUUCCUUGGCAGUGUCUGUAUGCAUGUGGCUUUUUAAGAGCAUUUCGAGAGGGAGAGCUGACUCUCCCCACUCUCGGCCGUACCAGAGCUUCGAUUCAUAAAUUAAUCGAAAAGAUAGAACGGUUCAAAUUAAAUCUAAAGUAAAACAACCAUACGGUCAUAUGUUGUACAACUCCACAUGCCACUGCUUCUCACUAGAACCCCAGGUAAUACCUCUUUUCUUUUAAAUUAUUUGACAUAAAGUUAAAAACAAUGCACAACCAAAGAGUUAUAAUUAGGAUGAGCGGGAAGAUUUGUAACUAAGGCAGAUGAUUUUUGCUUUUCGGUUCCAACAACAGAAAUAAAUCAUUGUAUAUAAAUAAUUAUCACAAAAAUCAAGGCUUGAUAGAGCACCUUCACUGCAUGAAAUAUUAAACGAACACGUCUCAAGUUUAUCUUUCACAAAAAUAUAUACUGGCGUAAAUAUAAGUAUAUUGGAUAGACAGUGACAAAAUCUUCCCAGGAAAUAGAUCGUAUACGAAAACAUUUCCACUAGCUAUUACGUGGAUAUUAAGUUACUUCAGAAUCAGUCAGUGACUAGCUGACGUAUUCUGGAAUGAAAGAUGCUAAAGCAUGGGAAGUGAAAUGCAUCAUCUACAAGAUCAAUUGUCCUCAGCAUGUGGAUUUACGGAUAUUUGAUGGACUGGACCUGGAGGGAUCAAUAUGACAAAUAACAGUCUACUCUAAUCCAAAUCAUUCUUGAAAUUUUCCCAGUUUAGUGUCUUGACGCCUUUCCAAUCAAAUCCGUGCUCAUUGUGGUAUGUAUAUAUUGAUAUAAGUAAUAGUUUAAAAUAGUUUUCAUUGCUAGUCUGUGUUUAUAUGGACGGUCGUUUCGUCCCAGCAAGGAUCUAGGACUUACGAGCUAUUGAUAAACGUUUAAACUUUAAAACACUGUUUGCAUCCAAUAUUUUAUAUCUCAAUCAUUCGUAAUAUCAAAUUGAACGAAUAGAACUCAGAUGUAAUCCGUUUCUUUUAGAAACCGAAAUGUACAGCAAACAAUUCACACCAUUUUCAUUAUAGCGUCACUGACCAUGAA
Messenger RNA from Schistosoma intercalatum, 3627 nucleotides. NCBI's taxonomy places the organism in Eukaryota, Metazoa, Platyhelminthes, Trematoda, Strigeidida, Schistosomatidae. The record is from the annotation of a GenBank genome assembly.